Messenger RNA from Antechinus flavipes (yellow-footed antechinus), 3589 nucleotides. RefSeq names its product vomeronasal type-2 receptor 26-like. Lineage: Eukaryota; Metazoa; Chordata; Mammalia; Dasyuromorphia; Dasyuridae. Gene Ontology annotation, biological process: G protein-coupled receptor signaling pathway. The coding region runs from base 1 to 1416 and encodes 471 amino acids. Gene Ontology annotation, cellular component: membrane. The record is from RefSeq and is a predicted model, not a curated record. Gene Ontology annotation, molecular function: G protein-coupled receptor activity. The transcript is spliced from 5 exons.
AUGUCAACAUCCACCUUGAGUUACAACAUCUACAAUGCUUUUUAUGCUGUGGCGUGGGCUCUCCAUGAAAUACUGAUGAAAAGAUCCCUGGGAAAUGAAGAAUCUGCAUUGCCUCAUCCAUGGCAGCUUCACUCCUACCUCAAGAACAUCCAGUUUGAGAAUAUUGUUGGUGAGCAGGUGUUUGUGGAUGAGAACAGACGCACAGAGGCUCACUAUGCCCUUAUGAACUACAUAUACUUCGAUUAUCGUAAUGGUCAUGUUCUCUAUGUGGGGGACUUUAUCCCAGAAGCUCAGCUCGGUCAAGAUUUUACAAUUUGUGCAAAUGUCAUAGUGUGGGACGCAUGGAGUUCAAAGGUCCCCUCUGCCGUAUGUAGUGCCAGUUGUCCUGCUGGAUUCAGGAAGUCACCUUUGGAGGGGAAGCCUCCUUGUUGCUUUAGUUGCUCCCCAUGCUCAGAAGGAGAAACCUCCAAUUAUAUAGAUGCUGAGCAGUGUAAGAAGUGCCCAGAGGAUGAAUAUCCCAAUGAGCAGAGAGAUCACUGCCUCCCCAAGACUGUGACCUUCCUGGAUGUGAAUGAACCCUGGGGGAAGGCAGUGACAGCUGUAGCUGUUUCACUCUCAUUGCUCACGGUCCUGGUUCUGUGGGUCUUUGUGAAAUUCCAAGACACUCCCAUAGUCCAAGCCAAUAACAGGAACCUCAGCUACCUGCUCCUCACCUCCCUUUCCUUCUGCUUCCUCUGCUCCUUGCUCUUCGUGGGCCGUCCCACCACUGCUUCCUGCCUUUUCCGACAAACAGUCUUUGCAAUUGUGUUCACAGUGGCUGUUUCCUGCAUUUUGGCCAAAACCAUCAUCGUGGUUCUGGCUUUCAGGGUGACAGGGCCAGGGAGCAGGAUGCGGAUGUUCCUUCAUCCCAGAGUGCCCUACUGUGUGGUUCUCAUCUGCUCCGGAAUCCAAGGGCUUUUCUGUGCCAUCUGGUUGGGGACCCAUCCCCCCUUUCCAGAGGCAGACACACGUUCUGAAUCCAGGCACAUCAUCCUCACGUGUAACGAGGGCUCCGCCUUUGCAUUUUACUGUGUCCUGGGCUACAUGGGCUUUCUGGCCCUGGGCAGCUUCACCAUAGCCUUCCUGGCCAGGAACCUGCCCGAUGCCUUCAACGAGGCCAAGCUCAUCACGUUCAGCAUGCUGGUGUUUUGUAGCGUCUGGGUCUCUUUCCUCCCCACAUAUCAGAGCUCCAAAGGAAAAGCCGUGAUGAUUGUGGAGAUCUUCUCCAUCUUGGCCUCCAGUGCCGGGUUACUGGGCUGCAUUUUUAUUCCCAAAUGUUUUGGGAUUCUCCUGACAUCGUGGGAAAAUAACACAAAACAGAAGAAGAGUCAAAGGAGUUCCAGGAGCAAGAAUUCUUCUUCUUUUUUUUUAAUGUGAUAUCUUUAUUUUCCCCUUUCCAUGUAAAACAAUAUUUGUAACUUUUUAAAAAGGUUUGCCUUCCACAUUCUCUCCCUUCUUCCCCAACCCCAGAACCACUGAGAUACCACAUGUGCAGUUACACAAAAUAUUUAUAUAAAUGCCUUGUUGAGAAAUAUACAUGCAUCAUUCCUUGGGUUAAUAAAAAGAACUCCUAAAAAUAAAAUUUUUACAAACUGUGUAACAUCCAACAGUUUCAUCAUAAAGACCUUCAGAGCAGUUUUGGACCAUUUUGUUGUUGAAAAAGCAAAGUUAUUCACAGGUGACCAAUCCACUCUAUUGCUUGACUUUGUACACAUUACAUUUCAGUUUUCAUAUGUUCAUGUAUCUUUUCAGAUUUUUCUGGUCAUCAUAGUUAUGAAUCAUCAAAGUAUUCCAUCAUAAUUACAUACCACAAUUUCUUCAGCCAUUCUGCAUUUCAUGAGAAUUCCCUCAAUUUCCAAUUCUUUCCCCAAGAACAGAGGUCACACCAGUUAUUUUUGUACGUGUAUUUCCUUUUCCUUUUUUUCUUAAUCUCUUUUAGGAUUCAAGCCAUGUUGAGUUAGUUUUAGGGGGAUGAAUUUGCCUAAUUUUAUAGUCUUUUCAACAGAUAUCAUACAUUUUUACCAAUAUCAGUUGGGAACUAGCUCAUAUUUUAAUACUUUUCAUUCCUUUAUCUCUACAUUUGAGAAGAGCUGUUUGCAGCAAAGAAAGUUGCUUCAAAAUUGUUUCCAUAUUGACUAUUGCUAAUUAUAUUUUCCCUGAUUAUUCUAUUUUGAUUUUUUUUCAAUUUAUCCCUCAUGAAAGGGUUUUACUUUUCAUCACACAUUUCACAAUAUUCCUUCUCUUUUCUCACCCUAGCCCCUGAUCUUGUCCUUUUAACGUUUUACUACCUUGCAAAAUAAUAUAUCUUUCUCUAUCAAUGUUGAGUGUGUAUGUUAUUUCGUCUUAGAGCCAAUUCGAAUGAGUAUAAUAUUCACUCUCUUUCUCUUUCUCCCCUUUCCUUCCCCUCUACUAAAUGCUUUAUGUUGCCUUUUUAAUAGAAGAUAAAUUAUGCCAUCCUCCUUCUCCCUUUCCCUUUCUCCCAACACAUUCCACCAAACCUUUAAUUUAAUGUAAUUUCUUUCAUAAAGUAUUCUUUCAUAUUCAUAUUCAAUGCACACCUAUGCACUCUGUUUAUAUAUACUCCUUCUAACUUCCCUAUUAAUGGGAAAUUUCUCAUGAAUUACAAGGCUCAUCCUCCCAUGCGCAAAAGUAAACAAAUUAAUCAGGUUAAGUCCCUUAUGAUUUCCAUUUCCUGAUUAACCACUUGUGCUUCUCCUGAAUUUUGUAUUUGAAAAUCAAAAUUUUUGUUCAGCUCUGGUAUUUUUAUGACAUAUACUUGGAGUUCCUUUAUUUCACUGAGCGCCUACCUUUUUUGUUUGAAUCCCUACAAAGUGUUAACUCAUUAGAGUUAGAGAUAGAAACAAUAACUAUCCAAUUUACUAUGGUUCAGUAUGAUUGAUCUGAUCCUACGAGGAGAUGUUAUGGGCCAGAACUUGAAACAAAGUACUAAGUGGAACUGAGUAGACAAUGGUUAAAUCUAGUUUAGCAUUGAUUCAAUCAUACAACAAAUAAUGGUUUCCCAGUGAUACAAUGAUUGGUGUAUACUCAGUGAACAGCAUAAAAACCAAGAAGCUCUCAGGGCCAAAGAGCAUUCUGGGAGAUACAGAAGUCCACAAGCCCACCCUCGGAGGCAAAGUCAGAUUCAUUCCAUCUUCCACCUUUGUGCUGGCUGGACGCUGAAGAAAGCAGAGGCAAAGGACAAGCUGUAAGAGCUCUUGGAACCAAGCAGAGAGAUAGGCCUCUAAGAAUCUGAACUGAAACUAAGGCUGCCUCCAGAAAAUCUCCCCAAGAAACCUGCUCCCACACAGAAUCAUCAUUUAUAUUAUAAAAAAGAAGAGAACACCACACUUUUUCCUGAGGAUCCAUCAUCCGUUUUACUGGGCAGGCGAUUCCUGGUUACAAUCCUAACUCCUUUGCUCUACAGAAAUUCACAUUCCAAAUACUCUGAUCCUUUAAAGAAGUGACAAAAUCUUGUGUAUCCUGACUGUCUUCUCACUAUACUUGAAUUCUUUCUCUCUAGAUAUUUGCAAUAAAAAUUCUGGAAUUUGAC